UAUCUCUAUGUAGGAAACGGCACAGGCUCGUACAUGCAAACGCUGUCGAUGCUAUCCGGGAUCCUUAGCAGCUGAUACAAAGUAACAACAUUUUUACUACAGUUUGCGCUGGAAUUAGUUCGAGGGUGGGCAGUCCUGUAUACAGGUUCCAUCCCCCAGGCUCCCAUGGCCUCCCCAUGGCCUUGGUCCCAUCAUCCUGACCUUUAACCCCCACAUACUGUAACACAUGGAUGACCUGGAUGCUGUCAGAGGACUUUCUCCUCGACCCCCUCCUCCUGAGGACUCUGUGUCCCUCUCCUCGUCCAGCACCGACAUCAUCAACUUAGAAGAUGGCCACUACAGUGCCCUGCUAGCGGAGUUGGAGGCUGAUGCUCAGGACCUAGAGGGAGAGUCCUGGAGUGUCUCUGUGGACCAGCAGUACAUAAAGAGACUACACAAAGAUGCUAUAAAGAGGCAAGAUGUCAUCUAUGAGUUGAUCCAGACUGAGGUGUACCACAUGCGGACCUUGAAGCUGCUGCUGAGUGUGUACCAGUAUGAGCUGAGACACAACCUACAGAUGGAGGAGACUAGGCUGGACAGGAUGUUCCCUCAGAUGGACAGCCUGCUGCACAUACACCAACACUUCCUGUGGUGUCUUAGAGACUGCCGCGACGGACAGAAUCACUACACAGUCACACAGCUGGGAGCUAUACUCAUCAACCAGUUUUCAGGUGAGAUGGGAGAGAGGAUGAAGGAGAGCUAUGGAGACUGCUGCAGUCACCACACAGAUGCUGUCAGCUUCUACAAAGAACAGCUACAGAACAACAAGAAGUUCCAGAACUUGAUUACGAAAAUCGGUCGGUUGUCCAUCGUGCGGCAGUUAGGAGUCCCAGAAUGUAUUCUGUUGGUGACUCAGCGGCUCACAAAGUACCCCUUUCUGGUCGAACGCAUUCUACAGAACACUGAUGCUGACAGUGAGGAGCACGAUGCCCUGGCCCAAGCCCUGGUUCUGAUCAGAGAGACAAUCUCUGCUGUGGACUCUCAGGUCCAUGACUAUGAGAGGGCCUCUUGGUUGAGAGACAUCGGCAGCAGUUUGCAACCUCAUUCCCACGGCAGGCUGAAGGACGAAAGGGUGUUCAAGAGAGAGGACCUGGCAGUGGGGACCAGAACCCUGCUCCAUGAGGGGACUGUCAACUGGCAGGCAGCCAACGGAUGGCUGAAAGGGAGUCUAUGUAUGAAGGAUGCCCAGAUCAUGCAGAGCCUGACAGAGAAGCUGCGUAUCUUUGCUGACAUGGCGGAGGCUGUAACAGGGCUGGAGGAUGUAGCUAAUCACUCUCGUCUGCUGCUCCACAGUGACGACUUAGACCCCCAGCAGGGGGAGACACUGCUCAAGGGGGCCAUCACUGAGGUGGAGAAUCUGCAGAACCUUCUCCUGUCCAGUGUGACUCUGAGAGACCCCUACCCCCCUCCAGAGGACUUCCUGGGAUCACGGGGAUACAGUUUGAGGCCAGAAGAUCUACGGCUCCUUCGAGGGGGGCUAGGCCUUGGGAACCUGGCCGCACUCAGGAGAGCCGAAACCUUAGGGGGCUAUGUCUGCAAUCCCAUACCCCCUAUGAAGAAUGGUAAUAUACAGGCUGGAGAACGGCCAGGCAGUGUGGCGGUACAACCUCUAGACAGAGGUCAGCAUUCAAACUCUGACCCCCAGCUACAGGACCUUGACCAGUCAGAGAGUCUGGAACUGUCGGCUGAUGAGUCACCAGCACCAGCAUCAUACUGGACUUCUCCAUGCCCAAAUCCAUCCUUUCCUGAAGCGGAGUUCUUUGACAGAGUGCUGCUGCUCUCACAGAAACUCUACAGUCUGCUGGCCAUCGUGUCCCAGCAGGACAGCCACAUUGAGUUGCAGCGUGCCUCGCUGUCAGAGCGUGAGCAUCCGGGCCGUUCUCGUGGAAAUGUGCUCCUGGAGCAGGAGAAACAACGUAACAUGGAGAAACAGAGAGAGGAGAUGGCUAACUUCCACAAGCUGCAGACACAGCACAGACAAGAACAGGCUCGCUGCGGGGAGGAGCGGGAGCGUCGCCAGUUGCAGGCGGAGGUCCUGGAGGUGGAGCUAAGACACAGAGAGGAGGAGUGUAGGAGAAUGAAGGCGAAGCUAGCAGAGGAGAGGGGGGAGCUGGAGAGAUGGAGAGAAACCUACCAACAGGAUCUGGAGAGGCUGAGAGAGGCUACAAGGACUGUGGAGAAACAGAAGGAACGCCUGGAUUUACAGAUGAAGUUGAAGAAGAGCAAGACCAUUGCCAAACCUGGGAGUUUUAACUUCAACACUCAGCAGGCUGUCCCCCACUCCCAGUCGUUCCGAGGGGACCUCCCCCACUCUGCUUCCUUCCGAGGGGACCUCUCCCAGUCGUUCCGAGGGGACCUGAUUGGUGGUUGGACCACGGGAGGUGACGUGACCCCCAUCCCGGCCUCUAAGGUCCACGUCCAACACAGCCCCUCUCUAGCCACAGCUUUCUUCCUGGAGCCGCCCCCAGAGGCGCCCCUUCAUAGGGAGAGCAUCAGCCCUGCGCCCCCUAAAGCGGAGGUUCCCAUUCACCUGAUCAGCACCACCAACCAGGUGGUCCACAAGCCAGGGGCUGUGCAGCAGCAGAUCCCCACCAAGCUGGCUACCCUCAGCAGCAAGGGCAAGGAGAAGAGCAGAAAAAAGGGAUCGCACCAGCGCAUGCAUAGUGCAGCAUCUAUAGACAUGUCUCAGGUGGUGCCGAUCAGAGUGACAAGAAAAGAGUGCGGGAGUCUGCGAGGGAAGGGGACUGUGAGUCCUCACAGGAGCUACCAAUCAGAUCGUUUCUUUAGUCCUCCAGAGCCUCUGUCCAAUGCCAAGCACUCCCAGACCCUGUUGUCCAACAGCAGCAUGAGGAACAGCCAGAGCCACUUCCCUCCACCCGAACCUCCCCGUCCUCCCCCCUUCCCAAAAGACAUAGCAAGCAAACCAACCAAGGAACGCGUAAUCUACCUGUAAGGACACAGGGUAAGACCAAAACCCUAACUCAUAGGGCCUAUGCCAGGGGUCUGCAACUGGGUGCCUGUGUGCCAAAACUGGUCCACAAGUGAUUUUAUUUGGCCCGCCAAAGCAGUCUGUUCUGAUCGAAGUAAAGAUGUGAUUUAAAAAAAAAAAUGAAAUUGAAC
Salvelinus namaycush (lake trout) is the source of this 3159-nucleotide messenger RNA. RefSeq names its product rho guanine nucleotide exchange factor 18-like. Gene Ontology annotation, molecular function: guanyl-nucleotide exchange factor activity. The record is from RefSeq and is a predicted model, not a curated record. Bases 227 to 2992 code for a protein of 921 amino acids. NCBI's taxonomy places the organism in Eukaryota, Metazoa, Chordata, Actinopteri, Salmoniformes, Salmonidae. The transcript is spliced from 19 exons.